GACGAACUUGCAUGCAAUUACUAGUGCUAGCUCUUCUCAUAGUCGACGCCGUCGCACAUCCUGCACAUCCUAUUCACCCAAACGAUGAUCUGUUGUUGCCCUUGGCGAUAAUUGCAGACUUAGACUAUGAAGCGAAGGAUGGUAACAUCUGGUAUAGCCCAAUGUCUAUAGGAAGUUUGGCUCUAAACGCAAACAGGUCUGCAGCAUUUAUCCAUUGGAGUUCGACUCACAACUAUACUAGCAAGUUGAAUUAUAAUGGCAGAGGAAUGGAGCUGAGCGACAUGAAGUACUACGAAGGCAAACUCCUAACUAUAGACGACAAGACGGGAGUUGUUUACAAAUUGGAUGGGAAGAAAGCAGUUCCAUGGGUCAUUCUUUCUAAAGGAGAUGGUAAUGAAGAAGGAUUCUUCAAGGGAGAAUGGUUCACCAUUAAGGGCGGCUAUUUGUACUGUGGUAGUCAUGGAAGGGAGUACACCACACCAGAAGGAGAAUAUUUGAACGACACACCGAUGUACGUAAAGAGAAUUUCUAGCGAAGGCGCUGUCCAAACCGAAAAUUGGGUUCAGCGCUACAUUAUGCUCAGGGGAGCUAUAGGUAUUCAUUUUCCAGGAUAUGUGAUUCACGAAGCGGUACAAUGGUCUGAUAUACAUAAUAGAUGGUUCUUCCUACCACGGCACAUGUCAAAACUCGCCUAUAAUGCUGAAACGACUGUGGAAACAGGAGCAAACGUCCUUAUCAUUGCUAGUGAUGACAUGGAGGAAAUCGUAGCUGUCCCAAUCGGCAAGGAGAUGGUGACCAGAGGCUUCAGUGCAUUUCAGUUCGUUCCUCGUACCGACGAUACUGUGAUUGUGGCAACAAAGACUGAAGAGAUUUCUGGAACAACAUUCUCAUCAUUCGUAAUGGUUUUCACCAUCACAGGCGAAGUUAUUCUUGACGAGACAAGAAUACCUGGCAGUUACAAAUACGAAGGACUGGAGUUUCUAUAUGAUGAAGUGUUAAAUAAUCUAACGGAGUGA
Messenger RNA from Cylicocyclus nassatus, 1016 nucleotides. The record is from the annotation of a GenBank genome assembly. NCBI's taxonomy places the organism in Eukaryota, Metazoa, Nematoda, Chromadorea, Rhabditida, Strongylidae.